Molecule: messenger RNA, 1507 nt
Organism: Manduca sexta (tobacco hornworm)
Lineage: Eukaryota; Metazoa; Arthropoda; Insecta; Lepidoptera; Sphingidae
Gene: wcd
Product: U3 small nucleolar RNA-associated protein 18 homolog
Exons: 2
Coding region: 166-1500 (444 amino acids)
Biological process (GO): rRNA processing
Cellular component (GO): Pwp2p-containing subcomplex of 90S preribosome; small-subunit processome
Molecular function (GO): protein binding
Source: RefSeq, a predicted model, not a curated record
AUCACUGUUGAUAACAUUGACAAACUGACAAGUGCGCCGUGCGACAGUGACACUGGCUUAUAACCCCUAAUUAUUUACUACCUUUCAAAUUUUAUUUUCACGUUUUAUUAGAAUUUCACAAUUAAAAAAUUUAAUUGAAUUGUUGGUAUUAAAGGGUAAUAAAUAAUGAAGCGUAAACUAUCGAAACUGGACGAAAACGAAGCUAGAUUAUCUCAACUGCUGUUUAGUAAAACUGAGAACUUUGCACAAAAACUUAAGGUAAAUACAACAUCUGUUAGUGAACAUGAAGAUCAAGAAUUAGAUAAAAAACCAGCAUGGAUUGAUGAUGAUGAUGAAAACUUUGGUGCAAAUAUUAUACCAAAUGUAAAAAGUAAAGCAUUUUACAAAGAAAAGCUGCAACAGAAAUAUUCCACAUUAGUGGGCACUCCGAAUUGGGCCAAAUUAAACAAGAAGAUUAAAAAAGAUGAUGAAAGUGAUGAUCAAAUUUUAAGAACUGUAGGACAUUUACACAAGAAGAAAUCAGAAAACCUCCCAAAGGACUUUUUGGAAUUGAAAAAUUUUCCAAGACUUAAUGCGCAAACAAAAAAUGAAGGACCAAAUAUAACAUGUAUAGAAUUUCACCCCACAAUGAGUGUUUCCUUGGUCGCUGGCCAAUCUGGUGUUGUUUCAUUGUUUUCCAUUGGGGGUGAUGUAAAUAACAAACUCCACAGUUUCAAAUUAAAGAACUGGAAAAUAUCUGCAGCUCAUUUCUCACCUGACGGAUCAGAAGCAUACAUCGCAUCGAAAAAUAAUCACAGUUAUUGCAUCUAUGACCUUGUCAAAGCAGAGUCUAAAUUAGUCCAGUUACCUCAGAUAUCAAAGAGACCAAAUAUUUUUGUAUUGUCUCCUAAUGGAAAAUAUCUUGCUACAUCUGACUGUCUUGAUGAAGUGUAUUUGAUCUGUGCAGCCUCCAAAGAGCUACUGCGAAUAUUAAAGCAUAAUACAAAUGUAACAUCAGUAAUAUUUAGCCAUGACAGCAAAUCCUUGUACAGCUACGGAUGUCAAGGGGAAGUUACUAUGUGGGAUCUUUCUACAUACAGACCACUUAGAAAGUUUUAUGACAAUGGUUGUGUAACAGCUUCCUGCAUACAGAUUAGCCCUUGUGGAAGACUAUUGGCCACUGGUAGUGGUGAAGGUAUUGUUAAUGUAUACCAAACAAGUAAUUUGAAUACUUCAGAACCAUUGCCACUUAAAACUAUCUCAAAUUUGACAACAAAAAUAACUAAUCUUAGAUUUAAUGCUUCCUCUGAGAUACUGUCUGCUACAUCAUCCUUCUAUCCAAAUGCUGUUAAACUUAUUCAUAUUCCAUCAUACCAUGUUUUUGCCAAUUUCCCAAUACACACACAGAAUUAUCAUCAGGUCGAAACAGUGAAUUUUUCUCCUAAUAGUGGUUACAUGGCAAUGGGAAACAACAAGGGCUAUGCUUAUCUUUUCAGAUUGAAGUAUUACAAGAAUUAUUGAUAUGUGA